Molecule: messenger RNA, 2604 nt
Organism: Rhinichthys klamathensis goyatoka
Lineage: Eukaryota; Metazoa; Chordata; Actinopteri; Cypriniformes; Leuciscidae
Gene: pkp1b
Product: plakophilin 1b
Exons: 13
Coding region: 95-2293 (732 amino acids)
Biological process (GO): cell-cell adhesion; cell-cell junction assembly; intermediate filament bundle assembly
Cellular component (GO): adherens junction; cytoplasm; nucleus
Molecular function (GO): cadherin binding
Source: RefSeq, a predicted model, not a curated record
CCCUGAAUCAAACACACGGCAGCCAGACGGAGCAGAUAGUUGGAGCUUUACGAAUUGGACCUCACCUGUCUCUGGAGGAGAGGCAAAAGCAAAAAUGAUGCCCGAACCUUUAAAAUCGGCUCUUUCGAUAGGAGCUGUGGAGGACACGUCUCUCGCGCUCCCGUCCGACCGCGAGCUGAGAUCCGCGCAACAGAGAGUCCUGGACCAGGUGCACACUAUCAAGAGGAGCAAGUCCAAAUACAGCAGCAAGAGUGUGUCCGGCCUCGCCUCACCCACCAGCCCUGAAACUGACAGUGUGUUUUACGACUUCAAGUUUUCUCCCGGACCCUCGUUCAGCAGAGGAGGAACCAUGACGAAUGGGAAUAUGCAAAGGCAAAACUUUGUGCGCAAGUCCACCAACUCCCGCAGCUCCAGCGGUCAACGGAUGACCAGUAACGCCAGCAGGGUAGAUCGGCCCUUGUUCUCCCCCACUGGCAACCUCCCGGUCCAGCCACGGGCCAAUAACCAGCUGUACAGCUAUAAAGCCACUCGCAGCGCCCCGGACCUGGGCUUCCAACCCGCAGUGAACGGUGGAGGAGUAGGAGCUACUCAACGCAGCCAGACCGCCAAACAGACCUUCCGGAUGGAGAAGGCCUUCAGUCAGCCUAACCAGGCUUUCGGGAACGGCACUUUCGGCAGAAUGACCAACAGCAAUCAGAUCGGCUCCUUCCAGGCCGUCAGCAGACGCCCGUCUUCCCUGCAGUCCAACGCAGAGUCCAGGACCUCUAUGAUCAGGAAUGGACAAGUCAAGGAUAUUUCUGGGAUGAAUGCAGAGAAGCUUCUGGCCGAUUUGACGAUGCGAGACGCGGUUGAGUAUCUGUUCAGCCCGGAUGAGAACUUCCAGCAGUAUGGAGCCGCUCACAUCCAGCACAGCACCUUCACCGACGACAAGGCCAAGCAAGAGGUGCUGACCCUGAAGGGCAUUCCUCCGCUGGUAAACCUGUUGAGCAGCCCCAGUCCUCAGAUCCAGGAGACGGUGGCCGCUGCCCUGAGAAACGUGGUCUUCAAAAACCAGGCCAAUAAAGAUGAAGUGCAGCGCUGUGGAGGAAUCACACAGGCUGUGCAGAUGCUCAGCGAUACCAACUCUGAGACACAGAGACACCUGACAGGUCUCCUGUGGAACCUCUCCUCCGCUGAUAACCUGAAGCCCGAUCUGCUCCGCACGGCUCUGCCCGCGCUCACGGAGAAGGUCAUCGCGCCGUUUUCAGCCAGCACAGACGACAAUGCCAACACAAGCCUGGCACCAGAGGUCUUCAACAAUGCCACGGGAUGCCUACGCAACCUAAGCUCCUCCAAACCGGUAAACCGAAAAGCCAUGCGCAACUGCAAAGGUCUUAUCGACUCGCUCAUGCGCUACACGGAGAACUGCGUUAAUGGUGGGAUGCCAGAUAACACGUCUUUGGAGAACUGCGUGUGUAUUCUGCACAACCUCACCUACCAGCUGGAGACCGAGAUGCCGUCUCUCUUCACUAAAAUAAACAUGCUGGCCAGCCAAGCUCGCAAUCGCUCCAGUCCUUCAGACGCUGGUCCGAUCGGCUGCUUCAGCUCCCAGAGCCAGAAGCUGCAGCAGGAGAGCGUUUUUGACUAUCCCGUGAUGGAGGACAACAAUCCUAAAGGCACCGGCUGGCUCUUCCACUCUAAAGCCCUGCAGAUGUACCUCAAUCUGCUGAGCUCCAGUGAAAGAGACGCCACACUCGAGGCCAGCUGUGGAGCGCUGCAGAACCUCACCGCCAAUGAAGGCUUAGUAUCAAAUGUGUUGAGUCACACGAUCGUUCAGAAGCUCAACGGGCUCAAGUACAUCAGCCCAUUGUUGGAGUCGUCCAACCCCGCGCUACAGAACAGCGCAAUCGCUCUCCUCGGGAAUCUGUCCAGAUCUACACGCACAAACAAAACCAUGGCCCGUCAGACUCUACCGCAGCUGGUUGGUUUCCUGAACUCAGGGCUCACGAAGGGCGAUUCCUCUCCCGAACACGACAGCACCAUGGCAACCGCUCUUCACAGCACACACUCCCUUCUGAAGGCCGAUCCUGAGGUCGGCAAGAGUCUGCUGAACAACAGCUUGAUCAACUCCCUCAACAGCAUGAGUCUCAAUCUGGGUCUGCCAAAGUCCAGCACUGCGGCGGGAGUUCUUCUUCACAGUCUGUGGUCGGAAAAGAGCAUUCAGAGUAUUCUUAAAAAGCAAGGCAUGAAUAAGAAGUCCUUUGUGAAUGACAUAACGUCGGCAGCUAUCAAGUCUUUUCAGGUGGUCGACUGAGAUGCACUUUACAAACAAACGGCAUUUGAAUUGCAUUGCAUUGUAAUGUCGUUUAAGAACCCGAAAUGUCUUUUAUUGUUUGUUGUUAAUUGAAUGAAUUAUGUUGUUUAUUCUGUUUUCGCCAUGAAAAUAGCCUUGUUGCUGACAUGGAGUAAAUAAAUGAAUAUUUUCAUUUAAGUAUUGCAGAAGAAAUGGUAAGAAUGAGCUUUAAUUUCUUUUGGGGCAGUAGAUGCUUUUUGUUAAGAACAAUGCAUGACAAAUGCAAUGACAAAAACUGUUGUUUUGUCUUCAUUUUGACACAAAUUGUUUUC